This is a messenger RNA of Ctenopharyngodon idella (grass carp), 2264 nucleotides long. It is a transcript of the gene manea, whose product is annotated as mannosidase, endo-alpha. The coding region runs from base 394 to 1719 and encodes 441 amino acids. NCBI's taxonomy places the organism in Eukaryota, Metazoa, Chordata, Actinopteri, Cypriniformes, Xenocyprididae. The transcript has 5 exons. Gene Ontology annotation, cellular component: Golgi apparatus. The record is from RefSeq and is a predicted model, not a curated record. Gene Ontology annotation, molecular function: alpha-mannosidase activity.
AUAAAUGUAUUGUCUAAAAACCUAUUUUUGUAAGUUCCCAAAACCAUGAAUUGCUUUUUAUUUAAAUCACGGUUUUUCAAAAAAAAAAAAAAAAAAAAAAAAAAAAAAAUCAAGAAGGUAAAAUUGACCGUUCACAAAGACCCGCCCCCUUUAGUUACUGUUGUUAUGUCCGACAAGCCAUGCCGCCCUCUCGCCACACAUCAUGUUCUCACGCAGUGAAAUAAUGCAUCGCGGAGCAAAGAGGACACUGACAACGCGUCGACAGACAAAACAGCAGCUUUUCCAGCAGAAGCCUAAAGAUGAAGAAGGAACCUUGAGAGCUUUUUUAACAUAUUUGUUCCACCAAUGACUAAACAUCUUCGGUGGAAUGGACUUUAACUGUCCUCCAGGGUAAUGGCACGGUUUAGGCGGAACUCAUGUUGUGCACUUAUCGCUUUAGCUUUGGUUGUGUUUAUUAUAACAGUCAUCUUAAAGUCUCUGAGCCCUGAGGAUAACAAUUUUGGCAGUCAGUUUGCAUUUAGACUUAUUGAACCUCCAAGAGAAAUGGAAAAAGAUACCAAGGUUGUUGUAUCCGCUAAACCUGUGCAGAUGAUACAGGCAGAGAAAGCUGAUAGCCUGAAGAACAAAAUGCAAGAUUUCCCUGAACCAAAUUACAAUGUGCACGCUUUCUACUAUGUGUGGUAUGGGAACCCUCAGUUUGAUGGAAAGUAUGUUCAUUGGAAUCAUCAACUCUUACCUCACUGGGACACCAAAGUGGCCUCAGGUUAUCCCACAGGACAACACCAGCCUCCCGAUGACAUCGGGGCAAAUUUCUACCCUGCACUGGGUCCAUACAGCUCCAGAGAUCCAUCAGUUUUAGAGGAACACAUGCGACAGCUCCGAACAGCUGCUGUUGGUGUUCUAGCAGUUUCGUGGUAUCCACGUAGUAUGAAGGACGACAAUGGUGAAGAAAUUGAUAACUUGCUGCCUUUGAUUCUGGAUGCAGCUGACCAAUAUCAGUUGAAGGUUGUUUUUCAUAUUGAACCAUACAAAGGACGAGAUGAUGUGAAUAUGCGUGAAAAUAUUAAAUAUAUUACAGAGAGGUAUGGAAACCAUCCUGCUUUUUAUAGAUACAAAACAAGCACUGGCAAAUUUCUUCCACUGUAUUAUAUAUAUGACUCCUACUUACAAACUCCAGAUGUUUGGGCACAACUGCUUAAGCCGAAUGGUUUAUCGACCAUCAGGGACACACCGUAUGAUGGCAUCUUCAUUGCUCUUCUUGUGGAAGAAAAGCAUAAGAAGGACAUACAGGCUGCUGGAUUUGAUGGACUCUACACCUAUUUUGCGACCAAUGGCUUUACGUAUGGUUCCUCACAUCACAACUGGAGAUCCAUCAAAACCUUCUGUGGUUAUAAUGACUUGGUAUUCAUUCCAAGUAUUGGACCAGGUUAUAUCGACACUAGCAUUAGGCCUUGGAACUCCCAGAAUACAAGGAACCGCAUUAAUGGGAAGUAUUACGAGAAUGCUUUUAAUGCGGCCGUGGAGGCUAGGCCACAGAUCAUCUCGAUAACUUCAUUCAAUGAAUGGCAUGAAGGAACGCAAAUCGAAAAGGCAGUCCCCAAGACAUGGGGUAAAACUGUGUAUCUUGACUACCUUCCUCAUAAACCUACAGUUUAUUUAGAGUUAACGCAAAAAUGGGCUAGAAAAUUCAGCGAGGAGCAGAAGAAAUGGCUGGAGUAAAGAGGAGUUAUUGACUUCAUAGUUAAUCCUGAAAAAGCAAUAUUGCCCCUAAGUAGUGCUUACUAAGGCCAUGGUUUGUUUAAUUUCGUUCUGUUUGAGUUGUGUGCAGUUUGUUUUACUUACAUGUUUUUUACCACUCUAUAUGACAACUUGACUGAUUAAACUCAUCAAUUAUUAAUGCUAAAUUGCAAUCAGAGAUGUUCCACCUGGAAGCUGUACAUAAAAUAACAGUCCUACUUUAUACUAGAUGUUUUUUAACUAUUCUGUACUUAGCUUAAAAUUUAAAUGGGUUACAUUUAUUUUGAAAUAUGCAUUUUAAACUGGCAUUCUGUAAAAAGUCUUUCAAGAUUCACAUAUGAUAUUCAUGAACAUUACAAAUAAGUGCACUUUGUCACAUGCUUUAAAUUUUAAUGUAAGUGCAUAACAUUAAACACCUAAUAUAAAGUGUGACAAAUAAUUCCCUGUGAUGGUCAUGGCAUAAUUAAUUUAUUAUUAACUAUAUUAAUGGGAGUUAUUAAAUGAACAAUAAAUUAUUUAAAAUAAAA